Messenger RNA from Cottoperca gobio, 4706 nucleotides. It is a transcript of the gene oprd1b, whose product is annotated as opioid receptor, delta 1b. The record is from RefSeq and is a predicted model, not a curated record. Gene Ontology annotation, cellular component: neuron projection; plasma membrane. Gene Ontology annotation, molecular function: neuropeptide binding; G protein-coupled enkephalin receptor activity. Gene Ontology annotation, biological process: G protein-coupled opioid receptor signaling pathway; neuropeptide signaling pathway. NCBI's taxonomy places the organism in Eukaryota, Metazoa, Chordata, Actinopteri, Perciformes, Bovichtidae.
GUGCGCUUCUGUGUACCUGCUUUGGAAAUCUCUGACUUCUCCGUGCGCUGCAAUCUCACAUGAAAACCUAGAAAUGGCUCUGCCUCCCUACUAUUCUUUUGGUGAUUUUAACGUCUCCAUAACUCCUUUCAAUGUUACCUUCACCGAGGAUCCUCUGCGCGUUCCCUCAUACAGCAACGAAACCAACAAGGCUGCAGCCAGGGACACUACAAGUCUCAUCAUCGCCGUCUGUAUCACGGCUCUCUACUCGCUCAUCUGUGUUGUGGGACUGCUGGGAAACGUGCUUGUAAUGUACGGGGUGAUCAGGUACACCAAGAUGAAGACCGCCACCAACAUCUACAUCUUUAACCUGGCUCUCGCCGACGCUCUCGCCACCAGCACCCUCCCCUUCCAGAGCGCCAAGUACCUGAUGAGCACAUGGCCCUUCGGGGAGGUGUUGUGUAAAGUGGUCAUCGCCAUCGACUACUACAACAUGUUCACCAGCAUCUUCACGCUCACCAUGAUGAGCGUGGACCGCUACAUCGCCGUUUGUCAUCCCGUGAGGGCCCUGGACUUCCGCACGCCUGCCAAAGCCAAGCUCAUCAACGUCUGCAUUUGGAUCCUCUCCUCUGCCGUCGGAGUGCCUGUGAUGAUCAUAGCUGUUACAAAGGUGAUAGAUAAAGAAAACACUGUCUGCGAACUCAGAUUCUCCAAACCUGAGUGGUACUGGGGCACGGUGAUGAAUAUCUGCGUGUUCAUCUUUGCCUUCGUGGUCCCGGUCCUGGUCAUCACCAUCUGCUAUGGUCUGAUGAUCCUGCGGCUCAAGAGCGUCCGUCUGCUCUCCGGCUCCAAAGAGAAGGACAGGAACCUGCGACGGAUCACCCGCAUGGUUCUGGUGGUCGUGGCGGCCUUCAUCAUCUGCUGGACUCCCAUCCACAUCUUCAUCAUUGUCAAGACCAUGGUGGAUAUUGACCAAAAGAACCUCCUGGUGAUGGCCAGCUGGCAUCUGUGCAUCGCGCUGGGCUACACCAACAGCAGUCUGAACCCCGUGCUGUACGCUUUCCUUGAUGAGAACUUCAAAAGGUGCUUCAGGGAUUUCUGCCUGCCUUAUCGCUCCCGCCUGGAGCAGAACAGCUUCUCCAGAGCUCGUAAUAGCACCUAGGGAGCCUGUGUCUGUUUGUGCUCCUGCGACGACACAGAGACCGCCAGCCUGACUAGGCAUGGAUCAGUGCGGGGGAAGAACAGUUCAGGACGACCUCCAGACUGAGGUCACCACCACAGGAGUCUGAGUGCACAGAUGUGGGCUUUUGAGCUACUAUUUAUUUAAAUUGUGUUUUUCAUAUGGUGAAACUCGUGAGACACACUUCUUAAAAUCAUGAAAUCAUUCACGAUGAUCACAAACAAGCCUGUUUGUGCCUGUGCAUAAGAAAACGUAUUAAAAUGUUUCCAUCUAGGAUUAAAAGCAAAUGCAUAAUGAACAAACACACAUACAGUGCAGUUAGAAAGUAUUAGAGUGAUGUUUUUGUAAAUGUUUUCUUUCUGCACUCUAAGCUUUAAUGGUGUUUGUAGGUCUUCACAUCCAUAUUAGGAGAACAAUGUAGGACUCUGUGUACACACAGUUCCGCAAUGAUCAGAUUGUCAGGCAGGACAUAGAUCAUAAACACACAGACGCGGCCACCAAGAGGAGUUUCUUUAUUACCAAACAGUGGCCGGUGUAUGAUUGGCUGAGUCAGUCACGUGACCUCAAUCCAACAGAUCAUGUAGUUCACUUGAUGAAGACCAGAUUGACUCUGAAAAUCCCCUGUAGCAGCAAGAAGUGAGGAAGGCUGCAGUGCAGCGCUGGCAGAGGGUCUACAGGGAAUAUAUUGCUGUCUGCUGAUUCAUUUAUCUUCAGCUGAAUAUUAUCAUGACUUUAGUUAGAUGUAUGUUAGUUUGUAAAAUCACUUUUCAUCCAUCAAUUUAGGGAACCAUUUAUAAAGGACUACAAUUUGUUUAUGUGACAUCUUCAAAUCAAAGAUAUAAGAGAUAAAUACUUUUUUGGUCACUUGUGUGAAGAGGAAACAGCUGUAAACUUUGACACAUGACCAAUUUGACUAUUUACACUUCCAUUAGUUACAGAGUAACAUUAUCAUUCAUUUUAAGACUGUGUCGGUCUGCUGUAUGGUGUUGUGAUCAGUCAGUUUUUGUUUGUUGCUGAAAUAGACACUAGUAGAGCAUUGAGAGUAAACCAAAAUCCUAAAGUUUCGGGACUGAAAACCAAAAGGAGAAGCUGAAAGACUCUAUAACGCUCCGUAACGUGAAGGGAACAGCAGAGAUGGAGUAAUAAUUCUCACCAUGAGUCACUCCUUUUACGUGACACAUAGUCAUUUCAUCCUAUGUUUAAUUUCACGCUCAAAGGAGUACAGAGCCAAUCACUAUACUGUAUAUCUAGACUGCUAAUUGUAUUGUAACUCAACCUCAUAGUGGAGGUAAUCUGAAUUCAAUAAUGUGAAUGUUUAGCUGAGACUAUAUUUUAUUUGUCUUUCUAAUAUUUAAAUUAAAGGAUGCAUCCAAUUUCAUGCUCCUUCUUGUGAUGUAAGAGGAGAAAUAAUUACAGACGAAGGCCACGCGUAUAAUCAAGUAUCAUUUUAAAGGAGGUGAAAUUGUGUGUGACUACAGUACCAUGUUUCAGUGUCUUUCUUCCGCUUUUAACCAUCCUAACCUUUUAGAUGCUUUUAUUUAUAAUAUGAAAGCCUUAAUGAUUAAGCAGAGGUGACUGAUGCUUCCAGAGUAUAUUCACUGUUGAGCUGACUCAUUGUUUCCACUCCUCUGGCUGCUCUGGUAAACUGAAGAGCUCAAGGGGAACGUGGCACUGCUGUUUCAACUCAUAGUUGAGACUGAAUAUCCUCCACGGAGGCAAGUCUGAAACGGAUCAAACGCAUUAGCAAGGAAAGAGACGCUUCCUACACAUAUUACAGCUAAUGGACAAGUUUCCACUGAUCGUUGGACACUCGCAGGAGGAUAUUAGAAGACUUUUCUUUUGCACAUUUUGAGAGACCAGUCAAGAUGUCUCUCAUCUUGCCACUGCAGCAAUGCAGCUUUGUUUCUAUCAUCUAUAUAUCAAGUGGGAAAAUAAUAUUGUUCUGUAACAGCAUAUUAGUGAUAACGUGAUUUAUUUUUGAUUCAAUGUGCUGUGAAGCUGUUGUACCAUUAAGCUUCACUUGUAACCAAUUAGUAAAAUCAAACGUAAAUGUAUUUACACUAAGUGCUAUAAAUGUUAGGUGAAGCAUUCGAAAUCUACAAAAUAUUAUUGUCGCUGUCGCCUAUCGCCACGACUGUAGGAAGAGCAUUGUAAAUGUUUUCUGCAGCGUGGUCGACAAUAUGUUUGUGUCAGCUGAUGAAUAUGUACCGUAAUGCCUUAUUCAGCAUUACGUUCUUCUGUGAAAAGUUAAUUGUUUUGUUGGGAAAAGUGUUUGAUCUUUAAAUGUUUUGACAUUUUGUGUUGAAGCAGAUACAGUAUAUAAAGUACUUUAUUGUAUAGGUGUAAUAACCUUUUGAAAACGUUUAUACAACUGUUAUAUGGAAUAGCACAAGUUGUAUCUUGUAACUACUGUUGUAAAAAGCUUUGGGUUUUAUAUUAUGUUAUAUUAUGAUAUUUUGUUAUCUGUGGUUGUUAUUACAGAUGUUGUUAACAUGUAUAUUCUUUGUAACUGCCAGUGAGGCAGAGGCAGAGUUAGACAUGUGAUCUGUUGGUACAAUCAGGAACGCAUUACAGAUCGGGGCGAUGUUGACGGGGCACGGGGACAAAUAACUCACAUUUUAAUUGUGUGUGUUAAUAAUGAAAGCACAAUAAGAAAGAAAGUCAGGGAUGAUAUUGGGGUUUCUAGUCACCUUGGAGAGUUAGCACAUUUUAUUUAUCUACCAAUUAAACAAUAUGGCCAGUUUUAUUAUAUAUUUGUUAUUGUCAACACGUCCUUUGAAAUGACAAAAGAACAAUGCAUUACGUCUCUCAAUGCUUUCUGACUUCCAUACUUGUUUUUAAGCUUGAUAUUUUCUGGGCACUGUAGUUUUUGAGGAGACUCCAACAGGAGUAAGAAGAGCAUUUAAUGGGGAAUAUCUUCAGAUUUGGCGCUCUGGUGAGUAUCUACAGCAGCAGGACAGCGUAUGUCAAAAUAAUGAAGAAACCUGCCAGCAAUGAGUGUGGCUCAUUCACGUGCUUUAAAUGUUUUUGGACAGAAAUGGAGCUCUAUGGCACAGAGGAAUAACAUAUAUCAGGCUUUACCAAGAUCAAUUAAUAGUAUUAAUAAUCGUUUUUCUUUGUCUUUUCACAUGAUCUGUUGACAAUAAGACAAAUACAAAGAAUAUCACCAGCUGUAUCCUUUUAACUGUUGCUAAAGUGACGCAGGCCCAAAGCCCUGAUUGCCACACGUUCACACCACCACUUUCAUCACCGUUUUUGUAUAAUCAUCUUGGAGAAAAAAGGAAUAAAAAACACCACUGUAUUAUUUAUUUUUUUAUAUAUAUAUAAUUCAGAUUCUCAUUGUGAAUAAUCUGCUCUCGACUGCAGUGAAAGUCAUGAUUGAGCGAUACCUACUGAAACAUUAUUACUGAGGCGGUUAACACUUAGACACAUGCCAGUGAGGCCCACAGAGGAUGUUUUGAAAAUGAUCAAUUCUUGUGCUGUUUUUGCAUUAUGCUCCAUGUUCAACUGGUCUUUCAUUUAAUUUCGUAUACACAUUAAAGGGCUG